Messenger RNA from Dermatophagoides farinae (American house dust mite), 1359 nucleotides. The record is from RefSeq and is a predicted model, not a curated record. Lineage: Eukaryota; Metazoa; Arthropoda; Arachnida; Sarcoptiformes; Pyroglyphidae.
UCAUCAUCAUUAUCACCGACAUUAUUAAAUAAUGAUGAUAAUAAUCAUCAUCAUCAACAUCAUAAUCAUAAUGGUCUUCAACAUAGUGGUAGUGGUCAGAAUAAUAAUAAUAAUAAUAAUAAAAGAACAUGUCGUGAAACAUUAGCAAUGAUUAUUAAAGAACAGCAACAACAACAACAACAACAACAGAAUCAAAAUAUUGAUAAUCAUCAUCAUCAUCAUCAUCAUCAUGUAAAUAAUAAUCAUGAACAAAGAGAAUUAUCUACAUAUUUAAAAUUAAAUAAUUUAUCCACUAAUACGGCUACUACGAUUACGACACCGCAACAACAUUCACCAAUGACAGUUAAAUCAAUGCGGCAAGCACUAAAUUCAUCAUCAUCAUCAUCACCAUCACAAUCAUCGCCAUCAUCAUUAACAGGAUCAUUUAAUGCUCAUAGUAAAUAUAAUCAUCAUCAUCAUCAUAAUCAUAAUCAUCAUUUUUCCACAACGAAUAACAACAACAACAAUAGUAGCAGUAGUAAUAAUAAUAGCUUAACAUCAGUUAGUUCAAUUCCAGCUAAUCAAUUACGUGCACAUGUUAAUAAAGUUGAUGCAGAUGAAAUCACUGAUCUCGAAGAAUUGGAACAAUUUGCUAAAACAUUUAAACAACGUCGUAUUAAGCUUGGUUUCACACAAGGUGAUGUUGGUUUAGCAAUGGGUAAACUAUAUGGUAAUGAUUUCAGCCAAACAACAAUAUCACGUUUUGAGGCAUUGAAUCUAAGUUUUAAAAAUAUGUGCAAAUUAAAACCAUUAUUGAAACGAUGGCUUGAAGAUGCCGAUGCAUCAUUGAAUAAUCCAUCCGGUACGAUUUCCAUACCAAGUCCAGCAGCAUUAGCACAAAUGCCCGAAGCUGUUAGCGGUAGACGGCGUAAAAAACGUACAAGUAUUGAAACAACUGUACGUGUUUCAUUGGAACGUGCAUUCAUACAGAAUCCGAAACCAACAUCGGAAGAGAUCUGUAUGUUGGCCGAUGCAUUAUGUAUGGAAAAAGAAGUGGUACGUGUUUGGUUCUGUAAUCGUCGACAGAAAGAAAAACGUAUUAAUCCACCUGGUCCUGGUUGUGGUUCACCACUUGGUUCAUCAUCACCAACUGAUUUGAUGUUUUAUUCCGGUGGUUCAUAUGGUGAUCAAAUUGGUAAUCGAUCAUCAAAUAGUUCAACAUCAUCAUCAUAUGGUGGUGAUUCUCCACUUCGUACUAUAGCCACUUCUACAUCCGGAAGAUCAUCAAUUGGACAUUUAAAUUCAUCACAACAACAUCAACGUUCUAAACAUCAACAUCAUCAUCAUUCAAUAUCGACCAUAUUAGAUGAUGACGAUGAU